This is a messenger RNA of Hyla sarda, 3933 nucleotides long. RefSeq names its product solute carrier family 39 member 11 (gene SLC39A11). The transcript is spliced from 10 exons. Gene Ontology annotation, cellular component: membrane. The coding region runs from base 131 to 1132 and encodes 333 amino acids. Lineage: Eukaryota; Metazoa; Chordata; Amphibia; Anura; Hylidae. Gene Ontology annotation, biological process: zinc ion transmembrane transport. Gene Ontology annotation, molecular function: zinc ion transmembrane transporter activity. The record is from RefSeq and is a predicted model, not a curated record.
AAUGCAGCCGAGACCUGACUCACUAGUCAGAUGAUGACAGUUAGCCUGUCUGCUUCAAUGGGUGAAGGGAUCAAUCUGCAACUAAUGCAACAGCUGGAGGCACCCUGAUUGAAAACCACAGGGUCUGAAAAUGAUUGAAGGAUACAGUCCAGUAAUACAGGCUCUUUUAGGGACGUUGUUUACAUGGGGCCUGACCGCAGCUGGAUCUGCGUUGGUUUUUGUCUUCUCUAGCGGACAGAGACGUAUCCUGGAUGGAAGUUUGGGCUUUGCAGCUGGGGUUAUGCUGGCUGCUUCCUACUGGUCCCUCCUGGCCCCAGCUAUAGAGAUGUCCAGCCAGUAUGGGAGCUGGGCCUUCCUCCCGGCUGCUAUUGGCUUUUCUUUUGGCGCAGGCUUUGUGUAUUUCGCUGAUAAGCUUCUGCCAGCACUGGGUGCGAGCGAUGAUCCUUUCUCCAUUGCAACAUCAAAUCAUGACUUCAGACCCGUCAAAGAGAAGGAUGAAGCGUUGUCAUAUGAAGAGCGGGAGCUGAGCAUCCGGAUAGGUAGAGGCGUAGCUCACACAGAUAAAAUAGAGAAUGGUGACUUAUACCAGAGAAAGAGAGCGGCCCAUUCUCCCCUCGCCGAUGACACCUCUACACUGAACACCCGUGAUUCCGAACACAAAGCUGGAAACAGCUGGAGACGGAUCUUGCUGCUGAUCCUCGCUAUUACCAUUCACAACAUUCCAGAGGGCCUGGCAGUGGGAGUAGGAUUUGGUGCUAUUGGAAAAACCGCAUCAGCCACAUUCGAGAGUGCAAGAAAUCUAGCUGUUGGAAUAGGGAUACAGAAUUUUCCAGAAGGCCUUGCAGUCAGCCUGCCACUGCGUGGAGCAGGAGUAUCUACAUGGAAGGCGUUUUGGUAUGGACAGCUCAGUGGAAUGGUAGAACCCAUUGCUGGUGUGUUAGGAGCUGUGGCCAUAACACUGGCAGAACCGCUGUUACCCUAUGCAUUGUCCUUUGCUGCAGGUGCCAUGGUGUAUGUGGUGAUGGAUGACAUUAUUCCAGAAGCGCAAACUGGUGGCAAUGGGAAGCUGGCCUCAUGGACCUGCAUUCUGGGCUUUGUAGUCAUGAUGUCUUUGGAUGUUGGUCUCAGUUAAUGAAAAACAAGACUAGAAGAGGUGCUGGCGCCACGUCUCAUGUUUACACUUUAUGAACUAUUCUAGCCUAGCUUUUUUAAAUCAUCGGGGAUGAUUGCCGGAGCGGUGCGUGCCGAUUAGCAGAAGAGCCGAAUUGAUUAUCGUAAAAAUGAAUGAUGGGUUGUAUUUAAUGACCAAAUGUCUUGUGUGUUAUAUAUUGUUGGUCUGGGUUGUUUGAAGCUUUAUAUAUAAAGUGAUUAACCAACAGGCAGUAUGACUUCAUAAUGUAAUAAUCAUGCAUUGAAUCCAUACAGUUGAUUUUUAAGAAAUUGUCAAAGAAAAAAACACUUCUUUCUUGAUAAAACAGCACCACUCUUGUCCACUGGUUGCGUCUGGUAUUGCAGCUCUGCUCCACCGAAGUAAAUGGGACUGAGCUGUAAUACUAGACACAACCUGUGGACAAGAACAAAAAAUAAAGCUAAGUUUUUCUAGUCCUGGACAGCCCACAUAACUGUUAUUUUUACAUAUAAAUUUAAUGGUGAAUGUUCAGCACCUUUCUCUUGUGCACAGUCUGACAUUGGCCAUGGGGAGACGCUGCAGCGCACCGGACAAACCUGCAUAGGGAAAAACAAAAACUUUUUUUUUUUUCUAGACCUUCCCAUCUUUAGUCCAGAUCUCUAGAUCUCUCUCCCCCCCCCCCCCCCCCCCUCCUCCAAAUAAGCUGAAUUAGGGGGCUGCAGUGCUUGUUCACCUGGCCACAGUUCAUACACUUUUGGCUGUGCCUGGUACAAGUAAAAGGGAUGCAACUCCAACUCCAGGCACAGAAACAAGAGAGUUUGUACCAGUUACAAGUGUGCCUUCUCUACUGUGCCUUCCUCGCUCAUCCACUAACUCAUGUACAAACAGGAGUAACUAUAGGUGCAGCUUAAGUGUACAUUGGGCGGUCAAAAAUAUUUAUUAACUGAAAAUAGCGGCAACUAUUGGUUGGUUUCACCGGCGUUUUGUCUCCAUUUAUGUAUUUCUAUUAUAGUAUGUUUAAAAGGAAACUGGCAGCUGGGUCACCCGCAUUAAACACAAUACACAAGGUUAUAGUGCGGGUGAACUGGAUAAAACGGAGGUAAAACUCGCUCUGAUUAGUGCGGCUGUAGUAGCGAUACAAGUAGUAUUAGGGUCUGUUGCUAAUAUGCUAAUGUCAUCUUUUGCGCAAUGGAGGCAGGAGCCAGCAUACAGAGCUUUCCUGCCUCCAUCCCCUCUGCUCUUAAAGGGGUACUCCGGUGGAAAACUUUUUUUAUUUUUUUAUUUUAAUGAACUGGUGCAAGAAAGUUAAACAGAUUUGUAAAUUACUUCUAUUAAAAAAUCUUAAAGGGGUACUCUGCUGCCUAGUGCUUAUUUCACCAACUUUUUACCUCUUACUUGAUGACUUCACAUAACACCCCUGUACUGUAUGCGCCUUAUCCAUUAGCAUUGUCGUUCCUUGAGUUGGUGUUCUGUCUGGCUCACGUUGUUGCUUAUUUCCUGUUGUUCGGUCCGUGAAAACUACCAUUCCCCUAAUACAUUGCGGCCUGAUUAUGCGCUUAGGUGCCAUCUUUUAUUUCCGCCCAUAGGCGUCCUAGCUUCUGCCCCUUGUUUCUUCUUUCCACGCCCAUUAUGUUCCAUUGUUCGGUAGAGAAAUGUGCGCCUGCGCAUCCCUACGCUGCCAGCGUAGUGCUAACGUAGCAUACGUUAGUAGCGUAGCCAUGCGCAGUUCUCCUUCCAGUUCAGGGUUUACGUUCCUAGCGUAGCCCUGCGCAUGCCCAGUUGUCCUUACAGCUCAGGGCUACGCUACUAACGUAAGCCCUUAUCUGUAAGAACUACUGCGCAUGCGCAGGGCUACGCUACUAACGUAGCCGAUGUUAGCACUACGCUGUAAGCGUAGUGCUGAGAACGCGAUUCACAAAAUGACCAGACAUACGCACUACGCGCCGAAGAUGACUCUCAAAAUAUACAUGACGCGCCUGCCGCAAAGGACGAUUGGACCAGGCUAGGACACUCACACAAGGGGCAGCAAAGAAAGUGGAAAAACGUAAUUCCCACACAAUUUCAAAGAAUGAAUAUUCAAGAAGUGGGCCGGCUUGACUACGGACACGGGAGGAGGGAAAUGUGGACGUCAACGCCGACACUGCAGGGCGGGCUGACAACAACAUGGCCGCAAACGUUGCCAGCAGUCACCAAGGACCAAAAAACUACACUACUUCCUGCACAUAGGAACAGUAAGUAUAAUAAUAUGCAUUAUUGACACAGCAAGCAUAUAAGAGAGUUAAACAACUUUACACAAUGGGCAAAUGUAUUGAUAAAGUCAUAGCAGCGGAGUACCCCUUUAAUCCUUUUAGUACAUUUUAGCAGCUUGUAUGCUACAGAGGAAAUUCUUAACUUUUUUUAAUUUCUUUUUUGUCUUGUCCACAGUGCUCUCUGCUGACACCUCUGUCCAUCUCAGGAACUGUCCAGAGCAGCAUAGGUUUGCUAUGGGGAUUUUCUUCUGCUCUGGAAAGUUCCUGACACAUGCAUCAGGUGUCAGCAGAGAGCACUGUGGACAACACAAAAAAUAAAAAUAAAGAUUUUCCUCUGUAGCAAACAGCUGCUAAAAAGUACUGAAAGUAGAAGUAAUUUACAAAUCUAAACAGAAAAAAGUGGGUGGUGCAGCUCACAAUUAUAUACUGACCGAGGUGAAGUAGGCUAGAAAACACCUAUACCCUAGGUGUGAGAGCGAAAUAAAAUAUUUGAUACAAAGAUUGUCUACACCUCAAGGGCAGUAUUCACAUUAAUAAAUUGGUUGACUGAGACCG